This is a messenger RNA of Pteropus alecto (black flying fox), 1254 nucleotides long. It is a transcript of the gene YIPF4, whose product is annotated as Yip1 domain family member 4. Gene Ontology annotation, biological process: endoplasmic reticulum to Golgi vesicle-mediated transport; vesicle fusion with Golgi apparatus. Bases 254 to 988 code for a protein of 244 amino acids. The record is from RefSeq and is a predicted model, not a curated record. Gene Ontology annotation, cellular component: trans-Golgi network; membrane. NCBI's taxonomy places the organism in Eukaryota, Metazoa, Chordata, Mammalia, Chiroptera, Pteropodidae. The transcript has 6 exons.
UGUCACUGUUAUGGUCCUGUCAGGACGCCGGCGUCGUGGUUCUUGGGCGGUCGCCACCGAGAGGACUUUGGUGGGCAGUCUCUGGGGCAACCCUGCGGCCCGCUGUGCUCGUCGCAGGCCUAGCUUCCAGCCCGCACCUCCUGUCUCACGGGCCGCACCGUAGGGCGCGCGUGGGGGUCGGCGCGGUGGCCGCCUUCGGGCCUGGGCCCAGCCGCAGCCUUCUUUACCGCCGCCGGCUCCGACGGGCCGCGAGAUGCAGCCGCCGGGCCCGCCCCCGGCGUAUUCCCCCACUAACGGGGACUUCACCUUUGUCUCCUCAGCUGACGCGGAAGAGCUCAGUGGUUCAAUAGCAGCACCAGAUGUCAAAUUAAACCUUGGUGGAGAUUUUAUCAAAGAAUCUACAGCUACUACAUUUCUGAGACAAAGAGGAUAUGGCUGGCUAUUGGAAGUUGAAGAUGAUGAUCCUGAAGAUAAUAAGCCACUCUUGGAGGAAUUGGAUAUCGAUCUAAAGGAUAUUUACUACAAAAUCCGAUGUGUUUUGAUGCCAAUGCCAUCACUUGGUUUUAAUAGACAAGUGGUGAGAGACAAUCCUGACUUUUGGGGUCCUCUGGCUGUUGUUCUGUUCUUUUCCAUGAUAUCAUUAUAUGGACAAUUUAGGGUGGUCUCAUGGAUUAUAACCAUUUGGAUAUUUGGUUCACUAACAAUUUUCUUACUGGCCAGAGUUCUUGGUGGAGAAGUUGCAUAUGGCCAAGUUCUUGGAGUUAUAGGAUAUUCAUUACUUCCUCUCAUUGUAAUAGCCCCUAUACUUUUGGUGGUUGGAUCAUUUGAAGUGGUAUCUACACUUAUAAAACUCUUUGGUGUGUUUUGGGCUGCCUACAGUGCUGCUUCAUUGUUAGUGGGUGAAGAAUUCAAGACCAAAAAGCCUCUCCUGAUUUAUCCAAUCUUUUUAUUAUACAUUUAUUUUUUGUCCUUAUAUACUGGGGUGUGAUCUAUAUCAUAUAUGAGUAGAAAAAGACAAUUACAUUUUUGUGAAAGCUGGGAAUUCUUGCUGAAGGGAUUGAAGAAAAGCUGUUGCUGGUAAAAUUUUACAUGUUCCAGAUGUAAAGACAGGUUUGAGGGGUUUUUUUAAAUAAUUUUUUUUUUUUUUUUUUUUUGUAUUUAAGCAGUUGUAGUUAUCUGGAUUGGUCAGAAUUCUAAAUUCUGUUUGAUUCCUCAUAUUCUAGUAAAUAAAAUAUAAAAGCAUUAUGUUUUUAA